CGCAGCGCCGCCGUUGCUGUCGCCAGGUCCCGCCGCGGAGCCGCCGCCGCCGCCGCACGAUGCCUUCAAUUAAACUGCAGAGUUCAGAUGGAGAAAUCUUUGAAGUUGAUGUUGAAAUUGCAAAGCAGUCUGUGACUAUAAAGACUAUGCUGGAAGAUUUGGGAAUGGAUGAUGAAGGUGAUGAUGACCCAGUCCCUCUUCCAAAUGUUAAUGCUGCUAUUUUAAAAAAGGUGAUUCAGUGGUGCACCCAUCACAAAGAUGAUCCACCUCCUCCUGAGGAUGAUGAGAACAAAGAAAAAAGAACAGAUGACAUCCCUGUGUGGGAUCAAGAAUUCCUGAAAGUAGACCAAGGAACCCUCUUUGAACUUAUCCUGGCUGCAAAUUACCUUGACAUCAAAGGUUUGCUUGAUGUCACAUGCAAGACAGUUGCAAACAUGAUCAAGGGGAAGACUCCAGAAGAAAUUCGCAAGACAUUCAAUAUUAAGAAUGACUUUACUGAGGAGGAAGAAGCACAGGUACGUAAAGAGAACCAGUGGUGUGAAGAGAAGUGAAGAAUUGUGCCUGAUUCUCAAACACUGUAAGGAUUGUUCCAAAUACUAGUUGCACUGCUCUGUUCAUAAUUGUUAAUAUUAGACAAAUGCAGCAGCAAAUGAAGUUGUGUUAGCAGGAUCUUGUUCCCUUUGCAUGUGUAGUGUUUUUUGAGUACCAAUUUAAAUUCUCUGAGUUUUUACUAGUGUAAUUGGAUGUCUUUUUACUUUACUCUGCAAUGAAUAAAACUGAAUUAAGUGUGGAUUCUGUAUGGGAAGUAGCACUUAAGGUUGUCAUUUUCAUUACACUUUUUAACUGUUCAAAUCUAGUUAAAAUGUUAAGCAUUCAGACCCUUCCAUUGUAAAUAAAACCACCUUCAUUUUUUCCCCUCAGCCAGAACAAAACAUUUUAUUCACAGGGUAUUGACAAUUCAAAGAAAGGCAGAGCAAAACUAGGAAGUGUCUCGGGGAACUAGUCAAAGUUGUUGGAUUUCUUCUGAAAGGAUUAUAUGAGAGAAAUAGUAUUAAUUAAAGCUGUAUAGCUCUAAAGAUGGAUCUUGUUCUGCAUUUAAAAGAAAAAGGAAGGUGGGGGGGGGAGGUAGGGAAAUCUUUGACCACUUUCUUGUCGUGUUAGUCUUGCCUGAUGGACUAGCAAAAACAUGAUCUAGAACGGAGCAAGCUUCUCACAGAUACAUUGGAGUAUUUUGACCAUGUCUUGAAGACCUGCCUCUAGCUGGUAGCAGACGAAGUGCUUCGCUUUGUGCACAGGACAGGCUUGUUCUAUACACCCUUUAAUGUUAACAGUGGAAUCCAGGCUUGACCAAAAAAUAUGACUGACAUUACCAAAGUUAAUAUUAUUGACCUGUGCAUGCCAUUAGUGGCUGUUUUUAGGCAAUUUUAAACAACCCUUGUGAUGUAGCUCUUUAAAACAUGGUUUCAUGUGUCCACAGGAAAUCUUUUUGCCUCUGUAUGUGAUACUUCAGCUUGUAGAGACUUGAUUAUUGCAUAUGAAGCUAAUGCAAUAUUGAGCUUGACUUCUUUGGACAAAGCCACUUGCAACUAGUUAAAUAGUAACUGGUUUUCUGAUUAUUUUUAUUUUAUUUUAAUUUUUUUUACAGUUCCCUUAUAGGGAGUAGGGGAUGGUUGUG
Nothoprocta perdicaria is the source of this 1675-nucleotide messenger RNA. It is a transcript of the gene SKP1, whose product is annotated as S-phase kinase associated protein 1. Lineage: Eukaryota; Metazoa; Chordata; Aves; Tinamiformes; Tinamidae. Gene Ontology annotation, cellular component: cytoplasm; nucleus. The transcript has 6 exons. The coding region runs from base 60 to 551 and encodes 163 amino acids. Gene Ontology annotation, molecular function: cullin family protein binding. Gene Ontology annotation, biological process: SCF-dependent proteasomal ubiquitin-dependent protein catabolic process. The record is from RefSeq and is a predicted model, not a curated record.